This is a messenger RNA of Manihot esculenta (cassava), 1258 nucleotides long. Its product is annotated as probable xyloglucan endotransglucosylase/hydrolase protein 30. The transcript has 4 exons. Gene Ontology annotation, cellular component: apoplast; cell wall. Lineage: Eukaryota; Viridiplantae; Streptophyta; Magnoliopsida; Malpighiales; Euphorbiaceae. Gene Ontology annotation, molecular function: hydrolase activity, hydrolyzing O-glycosyl compounds; xyloglucan:xyloglucosyl transferase activity. Gene Ontology annotation, biological process: cell wall biogenesis; xyloglucan metabolic process. The record is from RefSeq and is a predicted model, not a curated record. Bases 117 to 1145 code for a protein of 342 amino acids.
UCUGAAUCAUCAUCUUCCUGCUGUAGUGAUAUAUAUACACACACACAAACUCCCAGAGAAAGCAAGAAUUGAAGGAUUGAGAAGAGACGAAGAAAGAAAAUUAAGCAAAAACAGAAAUGGAUUGCUGUCUCUCGUCUCUCCUUCUAUUGUGUUUGUUGCUGUUUUGCGUUGGGAAUAAUGAAGCAUUCAACCUCUCAACCAUCUCCUUCGAUGAGGGUUACACUCCGCUCUUCGGCGACGGAAAUCUCGUUCGUUCUCCAAACGGAAGAAGCGUCCGACUACUACUUGACCGCUUCACCGGCUCUGGUUUUAUUUCGAAAAAAAUGUACAAGUAUGGAUUCUUCAGCGCCAGUAUCAAAUUGCCAUCGGAUUAUACUGCAGGGAUAUGCGUUGCCUUCUAUACAUCAAACGCCAAUGUUUUUGAGAAGAGGCACGAUGAAUUGGACUUCGAGUUCUUAGGAAACAUAGAGGGAAAGCCAUGGAGAUUCCAGACCAAUUUGUAUGGCAAUGGAAGCACUAGCCGUGGCAGAGAAGAGAGAUAUCGCUUAUGGUUCGAUCCAUCUAAGGAGUUUCAUAGAUACAGCAUUCUCUGGACCAAAUAUAAAAUCAUAUUUUACAUUGACAAUAUACCAAUCCGAGAGGUGCUACGUAACAAUGCAAUGGGUAGCGAAUACCCAUCAAAACCAAUGUCCUUAUAUGCCACAAUAUGGGAUGCCUCAAAUUGGGCAACCUCAGGAGGCAAGUACAAGGUUAAUUACAAGUAUUCACCUUUUGCGUCCGAAUAUAAAGAUCUAGUCUUAGACGGCUGCUCUGUUGAUCCCAUCCAACGAAUUCCGACAGCCUUUACUUGCUCUGAGAGUAAUUUCCACCUAGAGACUGCAGAUUAUAGCAUCAUCACUCUUAAGCAACGUCUAGCUAUGCAAAAGUUUCGCCAACAUUACAUGUAUUAUUCAUAUUGCUAUGAUACAUUAAGAUAUUCUGUGCCACCAUCAGAAUGUGUUAUUGAUUCUGCUGAAAAGGAGCGGUUUAAAGAUACUGGAAGAUUGAAGUUUGGUGGUAGCCAUCAAAGCCAUAAACGUCGAUCAAGGAGGCGAAGUAGAACUUACGUUGCUUCUGGUAAUGAUAAUCAUAUUAUGUGGUCCUAAAUUUUUAUUUUUUUUAUUAUUAUAAAGAUUUAUUUAUAUAUAAAUAAAUGUUGAUAUAGUAAAAUGAAUUGGUGUUUUUAUUUAAAUAUGUGAUAUAUUUAUUUUGAUUUAAA